Messenger RNA from Acanthoscelides obtectus, 2448 nucleotides. The record is from the annotation of a GenBank genome assembly. Lineage: Eukaryota; Metazoa; Arthropoda; Insecta; Coleoptera; Chrysomelidae.
AUGGGGCUUCCUGUUCUUAAAGUGAAGCAAGAUGUUCCUACAAGAUGGAAUUCUUGUCUAGUAAUGCUGGAAAGAUUAUUGGUGAUAAAAGAUUCCUUGAGUAUUACUAUUACCAGUAUUUCCAGUGCUCCAGAAUUUUUAGAUGCUCAAGAAUGGACUAUAAUAAAAGAUUUAAUUCCUAUUUUGAAGCCAGUGGAGGUUAUCACCACAAUCCUAUCUGGCGAAAAGUACCCUACAAUGUCUUCAAUAAUACCACUCAUAAGAGGAUUGCAGCAUGCGCUAGUACGUUUCAGUACUGAAAAUGAGGUCUGCACUCUUUUAAAAAAUGAUUUAGUAGAUAUUAUUUCACGUCGUCUUGGAAUUCUUGAAGUAAAUAAGACUGUCGCGAAGUGUUCAUUUUUGGACCCAAGGUUCAAAAAGUUGGGAUUCGGGAACGAAACGAAUUCUUCUAAUGCUCAGAAAUGGGUGUUUGAAGAACUGGUCCAACUGAUAAGAAAGAAAAAUGAACUAAAUAUAAAUGACUUGGAGGAAAAUAGACAGGAAGAUGACUUAAGUAAUCAAAAUCCAUCCAAAGACAAUGAUUUCGGAGUUUGGUUAAAUUUUGACACAAGGUUUUUGAAGAAGAAAAAAGAACCUACAACUGAAGUAGCAAGUACAUCAGCCGUUAGUUCUUCCGAGAAUACAGAUAGUAUGACUUCGUCUGAAGAAAUUCCUAGCACGCCUCAGGUGGAGAAAAAGAGGAAAAAACACUACAAACAAAAAUUUAGAUCAGAGUGGAUACGAAUCUAUCCUUGGUUAGAAGAAAAAAAACAACAAUCAUUCUGUAAAGCUUGCUCAAGAUUUAUUGCUGGAGGUUUUAAACAUUUAGGACGACAUGCAUCAUCCCAGACUCAUGAAAAAAACAUCAUAAAAGCAAAAAAGACACCAACCAUUGAAAAUUACUGUGAAAAUAAUGAUGUUUUAAAGAGUGUACGUAGAGCAGAAUUGAAACUAACUAUGUUUAUCCAUGAGCACAAUUUGCCAUUUAUCCUUAUGGAUCAUUUAAUAUUAUUACUAUCUGUCAUAUGUCCCGAUUCUACAAUCGCAAAAGAACUAAAAUGUGCUAGGACAAAGGCGACAAAUCUUACUCGAUGUAUUGCUGAAGAACAUCAAUUUUCAAUGUCUCAGUUACUUCAAAAACAAAAAUUCUCUUUAAUUGUGGAUGAAACAACAGACAUAUCGUCACAAAAAUCACUAGUUGUUGUUGCACGAUAUUUUGACGUUUUACAAAAUAGAUCUAAAGAAGUUUUCUUGGGUUUGGUCAGGGUACUCUCAGCAGAUGCAGAAAGUCUAUUUAAAGCUAUAUGUGAUCACUUAAAACAACUUAACAUUCCUUUGGACAACAUGUUGGGAUUGGCAGCAGAUAAUGCAUCAGUAAUGAUGGGCCAUAUCUCAGGGGUCCAAGCAAGAUUUAGAACCAUAUUGCCCAAUAUUUUUAUUCUCGGAUGUGUCUGCCAUUCUUUUCACUUAUGCUCCUCAGCAGCAGCAAAAAAGUUACCAAGAACAUUGGAGGAUUUCAUAAGGUCUAUAUAUAACUACUUUGCACAUAGUAGUAAAAGAAAGGAGAAGCUGGAAGAAUUUCAGAAGUUUGUAGACUUAAAACCACCUAAAAUUUUACACCCUUGUCAGACACGUUGGUUAUCUUUGCAAGCUGCUGUCGAUAGGUUGCUAGAGAACUGGGAUGCCCUAAGACUUUUUUUUCAGAGUGAAUAUUUGGAAGAAGAUCUUCAUGCUACCAAAAGUAUUAUGGACUCUUUGGAAAAUCCAAUAUUCAAGGUAUAUUUUACUUUCCUUUCCUAUGUAUUAGAACAGGUAAAUAAACUGAAUAUAGAAUUCCAAGCUGAGAAACCAAAAUUGCAUCUGCUUUUAAAACGAACAUCUGAUUUAUAUAGAUCAAUUCUCAGGAAUUUUGUUAAAAAAAAAAUUCUAGAUAACCAACCAUUGAAUCAAAUUGAUACAAAUGAUCCAAGAUCAUUUAUUCCAUUAGAAAAUGUAUAUUUUGGUGCCAAAACAGAACUGUUACUGAGUAACCCUAAUAUUUGCAAGCAAGAUAUUCAUAACUUUAAAUUACGAGUUCUGGAAUUUUAUAUCGAACUCUCCCAACAGAUCAAAAAACGAUUCAAUUUUGAUGACCCAGUUCUCAAAUUUAUAAGUUAUGUGUUGGAUCCGCAGAUCGCCUUAUCAGGUGAGGUUGGUAGCAUUGCGUUAGAUGCUCAAAUGUUUUUCCCAAAUUUAAUUUCCGACAUAGAGAAACUCAAUUCUGAAUGGCGCCUUCUACCAGACAUUGCAGAGCUGAAGAACAUAGAUCAAAAUUCAGUUGACGAUUUCUGGUCUAAAGUUUUAAAACUAAAAAAUGCAAUGAACGAGGACAUGUUCCCACAUUUAGAAAAGCUGAUAAUAGGUAUAUGA